GCUAGCCCGAGAGACCUCUCUCCGUGGCCCGUGUGUGUUGUUUGUUCGUCCGAAGGCGGAAGGAUAUCGCCGCUCGACUCGUUCGUGUAUUCGAUCGCUCGCGUCUUUCACGGUGGCGCCCGGGUUUGACUGUUUUUUUCUCGCGUUGACGGAAUAGCUGCUGCGGGUCCGUUUCGUUUCGGCUCGUGAAUAGUGGAUGCUACCACACUGGAUUAGCAUUAGCGGUGCAUUUCUACUCGCAUUUGUAGGCCGAGAGAUCAGCUGUUACGCUUGUCGACAACGGCGACGACGUCGAUUUACCGUGAAAUAUUUCGGGAUAGCUUGAGUGGAUUAAGAAGCUGCCGGUUUUCCGAAAAAGUUAGUAGGAAGUGCAUCGGAACGGAUUUAUGUGUCGUGUUUUGGUUGUUGAAGCCGGUUGUGUGAUAUUUCCUAGCCGUAGCGAAUACGAAUACAGGAAGCGAAGUGGGUCCAGAGGAUCACUCUGAAGCACGGUCGUCAAAUAUAGAAAAUAGUUCACGCCUCCAUCAGCAGAGUACAGUUGAUCGAUCUGGAUUUGAAAGCCGAGAGUGUGUGUUUAAUAGAUUUAUUGACCGUGGAAUUCAGAUAAUAAUUUAAUUACCACUGGCCUCCAUCUGCUGCAGACCAUGCUGUUGGGGGGUUUCUGCUCGAGAAAAGGGGAGUAAAGAAAUUGGCGUGAAGGUGGUACCCCGAAGAUCAUCGGGGUUCAUUCACUGGAAAUCGGAACCGAAUCAAAGGAAAGGAGGCGUCGUGUGUCUGUGUGUAGAAAGGUGUGCAAGGCGCAACAGAUAAUUAGCCAUGGCGUGCACAUGUUGUGAAUAGUCACUCGCAACGAGGACCCCGAAGAAGAAAACACCAAAGAGAAGGAUCGAAAGAAGAGUUCGCAACUAAAGCCGUGCGUGUUGCUCGAGUAAACAAUCCCAAGAAGGAAGCCGCAUUAAAGAAAAAAAUAAGAAAAAAGUGUGUGAUGCUUCGGUGUUUUUUUUUCUCGAGCACAUCAACCCGGCUCCUGUGAUGUUGCGCGAUGAGUUGUGUUAUUUUUAAGUGAAUGAAAAAUUGAAGGUAAUUUUGCGUCGCCUGCUUUUUUUCUUUAAUGUGAAGCUGUGGCGCUGCUACUGGUUGAUGUUGUCGGAUCACGAUCGUUGCUUGGUAAUGUUGCCGUGUUGAAAAAAAAGUUCAGAUCGCUUCUGCUUCUGCUACAGCGAGAGUGAAGUAAGAACGAUUUAAUUGUCAAAAUAGAAAUUAGGUGGAUGAAAUUCAACUAAUUGGAGAAUAAUUCAAGAGCUGUGACGUGUGAGUGUGUGUUCGCAAGAGUUCUUCAUUCCUUUUUUAAUUUUUCGAUUGGCGAACCGGUUUCGGUUGAGUGACCUUUGCGGUGUUUCGGAAGCCGAAUUUGUCAUCGGGUGCCGGAGCUGUCGUUGCUGCUUCGCCAAUUGGGGAACCGUGUUUGUCUAUUGUUUCUGCUUGGACAACAAAACGAGUUGCUCGUGUUUGAGCACUUAUACGGAACGACACGACGUCGACGAAAACAACGAAAUGACAACAUUUGAUUUUUAUACUUCACCAGCCCCGAUGAUCCUCAAGUGCUGAGCACAACAAAACGACAAAACGAAGUUCCUUCCCUGAAUCGGGCCCCUAAAAAUCUUCGAAGACAAACGAAUCUCCGUCAAAUAAAAAAAAACGGAAACCAACGAAAUGACAAAUUAGGUGCCAAACCGCAAACAGCAAAACUACGACAAUCGACGACCCACGAAGCUGCUGCUCAGUUCCCAUAACAUAGGUAAUUGUAGCCGAAUUAGCGAAGGGAAAAAAGUAUCAAAUAGGAACUCGAAAUCGGAGAUCUCAUAGAAGACAGGUAGCAGCGAUCAAAGGGAACCCUCGAAAUAAAACCCUUGCCAAAAAAUUCGAGUGAGAUAAACAAAAAACUCCGAGCGAAACUUUAACAAAAUAAAGUGAAAGGUGAGAAGAUUGCAACGCUGAGUGCUUCCCGCAAAAAAGAAGAAAAUCCAUCCAACCGGAAGUAUUUUGGUUCCGCCUGGUUCCUGGCUUCUGAGCAAAGUUUUUUUUCUCCCGUCGGUAAAUCUUCAAAAAGUCCAGAUACAAAAACGAUGGGAGCGGAACGGAUUCUUCACUGUUUCUGGUUGCUGGCACUGGUUCAACUGACAAAUGGUCAAUACCGAUCACCGAGAAUCACGGAACAUCCAUCGGAUGCCAUCGUUCCGAAAAACGAUCCAGUAACGCUUAAUUGCAAAGCUGAGGGAAAACCUCAACCGGUGAUCCAGUGGUACAAGGAUGGGGAUCCGAUAAAGCUGGACUCGAACCACGUCCUCCUGCCAUCCGGAUCCCUGUUCUUCCUGAGGACAAUCCACAGUAAGAAGGAGCAGGACGAUGGAGUGUAUUGGUGUGUGGCCAGUAAUAAGGCUGGCACCGUUCAUAGUCGAAAUGCCACGUUACAGGUGGCGGUUUUAAGGGAUGACUUCCGGUUAGAACCAAAGAAUACUAGGGUGGCUGCGGGUGAGACGGCACUGCUGGAGUGUGGUGCCCCAAAGGGCAAUCCGGAGCCGACGAUCCUGUGGCGGAAGGAUGACGUCCAGAUGGAGCUGAACGAUUACCGGGUCAGCAAGGACCUAGCCCGGAUACGAAUAGUUGACGGUGGAAAUCUGCUGAUCAGCGACGUAAGGUCGGCAGAUUCGGGUCGCUACCAGUGUGUGGCCCAAAACAUGGUUGGCUCCCGGGAAAGCACCUACGCUAAGCUGAUUGUUCAAAUCAAACCAUUCUUCAUGGCCAAACCGAUGGACGUCACAAUACUGGAAGGGCAACGAGCCCAAUUUCAGUGUGCCGUCAGUGGGGAUCCUUUUCCCCAGGUUCUGUGGAGCAAAGAGAACGGACACAUUCCGGUGGGCCGGGCGGAAAUUUUGGAAGUCGAUCGAACCCUGGUCAUUCGAAACGUCACACUGGAUGAUCGGGGCCAGUACAUCUGCGAAGCUCACAACGGAGUCGGACAGAUCAGUGCCCGGGCCAAUCUGACUGUCAAUUCUCCUCCAGGUUUCACGGUUCGACCCCAGGACCAGAAGGUAGUCCCAAAUGGGGUUGCCACGUUUCGAUGUGGCGCUAGUGGAGUUCCGGCGCCUUCGGUUUUCUGGACCAAAGAAGGCUCCCAAACGUUGAUGUUUCCCAAUCAAACCUAUGGGAGCAUCCAAAUUUCUGGGCAAGGAUCGUUGCAAAUCCGCGGAGUUCAGAGGGAGGACGAGGGCUACUACAUCUGUUCGGCGCUCAGUGUGGCCGGGUCCGUGACCAGUCGGGUGUAUUUGCAGGUCACCUCAUCGUUGGACUCCAUCACGCCGCCUCUUCUCCAGCAAGUACCCUCGAAUCAGUCCCUUCCGACCGGAACCAGCACGAUGCUGCCCUGCCGGCUGGCCGCUGGUUCUUCGUCAGUUGCUUCCGAUUCCACUUCAUCGACCAUCAAAAUCCUCUGGGAACGGAACGGCAUCGAACUGAUCCCAUCGCAGCUCACCGGCAGCAGUCGAUUCACUCAGCUGCAAACCGGAUCUCUCAAAAUCGACGAUUUGAAGCGGAACGACAGUGGAUGGUACCGAUGCGUGGCUAGGAAAGAAUCCAGAGCGGCUCCACAGGCAAUUGUUGAGAUUGCUUCAUGGAGUGCUUAUCUGAUGGUCGAAGACAAUCUCCCCAUUCCUCAGCAACGCUCGGCAAACCCGGAUCAAACGCCAUCCCCACCAGGAUCCCCUCGAGCUCUUAACAUCACCAAUGCCAACGUAACACUCACCUGGGCCCGUUCCCAGGACAAAUCCCAAUCGCCGACCAUUCUCACCUAUACGGUGGAACAAUUUAGCCCAGACGGCCAAAACCAGGACACGACUGCUGGCGGUUGGCAAAUUGCGUUGCAUCAAAUCGCCGGAAACACGGCCACCGUCAGUGGUCUCCAGCCGGAAACGUCCUACAUUUUUGUGGUUCGAGCCGAGAACUCGUACGGUGUUUCGGCCCCUUCACAGCUGUCAGCCGCCAUCAGGACACUUUCGUCGGACGAUCGAGUUACGGUACCGGAGGAGCUGGAAGCUGCCCGGAACGUGCUCAAUGGCAAGAUACUCGAGCUAAUUGACAUAGUUCCGCUAUCAUCAACUUCGGUCCGGUUAGAGUGGCUCCUCCACAUAAGCGGUUCCGAUCAGUACGUUGAAGGUUUCUACGUCCGCUACCGGGAACUUCAGGAUUCGCGCUCCACUAAUCGAUACAGUAUGCUUUCGAUUCCGAACAACGAAAUGGAAAGCCACAUCAUCAGCAAUCUGAGCAAAUUCACCAAGUACGAGUUCUUCCUGACACCGUACUUCAAGAAUCUCGAGGGGCAACCGAGUAAUGCUCGGAUUGUUCAAACCAUGGAAGAUACCCCGUCGACUGCUCCAGUUAACGUUCAAACCGGAAUGCUGAAUCUAACGGCCGGUUGGGUUCGAUGGGGCGCCCCUCCUAAGGAUCAACUCAACGGAGUCCUCCAAGGAUACAAAAUUCAGGUCAAAGCUGGUAACAUUUCCAAACUAUUGGCUCAGAUGACCCUUAAUGCCACCACGAAUUCUGUUAUGUUGAACAACCUGACAACGGGUUCUGGUUACACCAUUCGAGUGGCCGCUUUCAAUCGAGUUGGACUUAGUCCUUAUUCGAAAUCGGUCCACCUGGUGAUGGAUCCCUCGUUUGUGAUCGUUCCUCAAGGUGUUCACAAUAGCUACAACGACUACGAGGACUUCCGGCAUCACAAUUUCCUUCAUGAAACGUGGUUCAUGAUCUUCGUGGUUCUUUCCCUCUUCAUUAUUCUUCUAUUCACAAUCAUUGGAGGAGUCAUCUUCUUUAAGAAGCGUCAAGGACUUGGAAAACCAGUGGUAACAGUACCGAUCGGAGCGAGACGUGAUCUACCUAACGCUUUGAGUGUCACUCGAAAAGAUAACGGAAUUUGGAUUGAUCGGGGCUGGAGGACUUGUGAUACGGAUAAGGAUUCUGGGUUGAGCUCGAUAAAACUGCUGGAGGGAAAUCAGAUUUACCCGAAUCAGGCGCUCUCCGAUGGAGGCACUGAGUACGCCGAGGUAGAUCCACGGGGGAUAACCUCUUUCUACAACUGUCGGAAGUCACCGGAAAGCCCAACUCCAUAUGCCACAACGAUGAUCAUCAACGGAAUUCCGCACAGUGAGAACGGCGACAUCAGCUUUCAGGGUCACGACACCUUCUCGUCUACUUCCUCUAGUUUUAGAUCAUUCUACGGCUACCCGAGGCCAGUGAUCAACAACGGUAGCAAUCAAGUUCCUCCCAACUGGGUAGACUAUCUUCCUCCGCCACCGGAACAUCCUCCGCCGGCACCUCAGCCACUGGACAUCAACCACCUAAACCACGUGGUCUAUCCCUCGGAGCUGAUCGGCGGAACCAUGUCCAGCUGUUCCCAGGGAAGUAGUUCCUAUUGCUCCCGGCGAACCAGUGGCUACAAGUGAGAUCCGGCCCCACCGUCGUUAUUCGCCAUCAACCACUACCUGAUCAGUCGCCCUCGUCGUCGGCCUCAAACGGAUUUGUCUCCCUCGGAAUCGCUGCUGCUAGCCUAGGAUAAACGUUAAAAGAUUUCAACCAAAACCCAAAGAAACCAAAAAAAAUAAUCUAGCAAUCGAAUUCUACGAGAGACGUUCCCGGGGCAGAGACGACGAGUUUUGUUUAAGAGAACAUCUAUAUUUUUCCAUCUUCGCGGUUUUACUUUGUACAGAGAGAAAUAUAUAUGUGGGGGAAGAAGGGUUUACUGAAGAAACACUGUACAGAGCAUCUUUGUGAUAAAUUUCCUGAAAGCGCUCACCGGAAGAAGAAAUCCGAACAGUACACCCAACCUCCCCCCGAGCCGCGAAAGAUCGAACGAGAGAGAAACAAAGACAGACAGACACCUUUACAAACAAAUAAAAAAAAAACUUCGGGCUGGAAGCAAUUGAGCCCUUUUGGCAAUCGGUCGCCAGUAGCACAGCAUUCUCCGGAUCGAGCAUUCCUGGGGUGGUUCCGCCUAAAGGAACGAUUCUUGUGAUGAAACUAUCGCUCUGCACACUGGGCAAACGUUACCGGACAGCUGAACUUUGAGGAAAGUUAUCGCUUUCCUUUUGGGAAAAGUGCCAUUGCUAAGUAGAAGGGAAAAUCUCCCACACUCGCACACAUACACUUAAACACAAAAAAUACACAAAAAUACACACAAAAAAAAUCGUAAAACGCAAAACCCUCGACUCAAACAACUGCUCAUAAUAAAGGACAAUGUAUUCAAACACAACCAAACCGCAAUUAAAUCAUCGAACGUACAUACAAACACACUUUGAAACUAGUAGUAGUAAUAGUAGUGAAAACGACAAAAUAUAGUAAAUUGAAAUGAAUUUAAUUGAACGAAAUCCUGACAUUGAAUCAGUAGCUAGCUUAUCGAAACGAAACAUAAAACGUAAACAGUGUAAACUAACUUGGACAGACUGCAAAUUAUUUUCGUACAGUAUUGGUAAAAAUUCAACAUGAAGAGAGUAAAAAAUAGGUUGACGAGAGAGAAAAAAAAAGUUAAUAUACGAAAAAUUUCAAUCAAGA
This is a messenger RNA of Uranotaenia lowii, 6606 nucleotides long. RefSeq names its product roundabout homolog 1-like. Gene Ontology annotation, cellular component: plasma membrane; axon. Gene Ontology annotation, biological process: dendrite self-avoidance; axon guidance; homophilic cell-cell adhesion. The record is from RefSeq and is a predicted model, not a curated record. Gene Ontology annotation, molecular function: cell-cell adhesion mediator activity. Lineage: Eukaryota; Metazoa; Arthropoda; Insecta; Diptera; Culicidae. The transcript is spliced from 12 exons. The coding region runs from base 2127 to 5501 and encodes 1124 amino acids.